Molecule: messenger RNA, 1115 nt
Organism: Cuscuta epithymum
Lineage: Eukaryota; Viridiplantae; Streptophyta; Magnoliopsida; Solanales; Convolvulaceae
Source: the annotation of a GenBank genome assembly
AUUCAUCCUCUACUUUAUAUCUGGUUUUUUAGCAAUUUGUAAUACUACUUAAUAAAAUGUCUUCACAAAAGAGGGGUUCUAAUUGGAGUUACAAUGAAGAUGUAUUCUUGUGUAACUCUUGGGUGUCUAUUUCCGAAGAUGGUGUAGUCGGAAUCAAUCAAGCAGGCGAUUCAUUCUGGUCUCGAGUUCACAUGUUGUUCUGCCAAAAGGCAAAUACGGUAGUUCGAACUAGGGAGGCGGUUGAAUCACGGUUCAAAGUUAUCAACCAUCAGUGUUCUUUAUGGAAGGGGAGUUUGCAAAAGGCAAAUGCAACCCAGAGAAGUGGAUCCAACCUAAUCGAUGUGACGAUGGUCGCAAAAACAAUCUUUGUAAACGACAAUCGUGACAAGGCAUUUAAAUUUGAUCAUGCUUGGCAUAUACUUCAAGCAUGUCUGAAUUGGUAUCAACAAUAUGAUACUACUCCCACUUUUACGUUCGUACCUUCUGUCACUCCCGAUACGUUUGUUGGAGGAAGUAGUGGUUCUUCUCCUACCGAUGGUAUAAGUGGCCCUCUUCGACGCCCCGAGGGGUGUGACAAACAGAAGGGGAAGAAAAUUGUAAAAAUAAGAAUUCAAGGACGGAGCCUGUGAUGCUUGAGUACAUGGAAAGAAUGGUGAAACAAGGCAAGGUAAUGGAAAAGAGAAGAGAGGAGAGGUAUGAGGCGGCAAAGGUGAAUGCUGAUGUGACUACAAGACUGAAACAUAUAGAUGUCGUAACCAUGGAUCUAAGUCCGUACUCACCGAGGAAGCAAAUGUGGCUAAGAGAACAACAAAAUGCCAUUUUGGGCUAUGAUCAAGAUGUCUCGAGUACCGAUGCCGCCACUUCCGCGUAUGGGAAUGACUACUUUCCUAAUUUUGACUAGGGCAUGGAUGGUGUAGUUUUUCAGUUUUCGUUUUUGUUAUUUAAUUCCAGUGUAUUUCAAAUUUCGUACUAGUUAUUUAAUUCCAAUGUAUUUCAAAUUUCGUAUUUUCCUUUUUGAUAUUGAAUUCCACUGUAUUUCAAAUUUCAUACUAGUUAUUUAAUUCAAGUGUAUUUCUGUUUUCGUUAUUUAAUUCAAUUGCAUUUCAUUUUCCUUA